This is a messenger RNA of Prorocentrum cordatum, 3140 nucleotides long. Lineage: Eukaryota; Dinophyceae; Prorocentrales; Prorocentraceae. The record is from the annotation of a GenBank genome assembly.
AGAGCCAUCUGCGCGGACGAGGGGCGAAGGGCGGCACGCGGCGGCGGGAGGAGCCAUGGCCCGCGCGCUGCUGCUGGUGGGCUGGGUAUGGUCCGCCGCGGCCCAGAUGGCUGGCGACACGAAGGUGGAGAUGCCGCCGCCGGUCGCGAUCGCGCACUGCACCCUCCAGGACGGCUGCAAGCUGGAGUACACGAACGCCACGCUGGACGCGAACUGGCGGUGGAUCCACGGCGUGACGUGCAGCGGCGGAGGACCGUACAGCCCCAAGCAGUGCUACAGCUCUGGGAACUGCUACACCAACACCGAGUGGGACAAGACGCUGUGCAAGGACCCUAAGAGCUGCGCGCAGAACUGCGCGCUGGAGGGCGUCGACGCCCAGCAGUACGACACCACCUACGGCGUGACCCCCAUCCCUGGCGGGGUCGAGCUCAAGUUUGUGUCUGGCCAGAACGUCGGCUCGAGGCUGUACCUCACCGACAGCGAGGACACCUACAAGCUCUUCAAGCUGAAGAACAGGGAGUUCUCUUUCGAUGUGGAUAUGUCCACACUGCCGUGCGGCGUGAACGGUGCAGUUUAUUUCUCAGAGAUGGAGGUCACGGGCGGCAAGGGCGGUCUGAACAAGGCUGGCGCCAAGUACGGCACAGGCUAUUGUGAUGCACAAUGCCCCCACGACGUGAAGUUCAUGAAUGGACUUGCAAACAUCUUGGAUUGGAAUACCACCACCGCGUUCGGUCGGAUGGGGGCUUGCUGUGUGGAGAUGGACAUCUGGGAGGCGAAUACACAGGCCUCCGCGUACACCCCGCACCCGUGCGAGACGAACGGAACGUUGAUUUGCGACGGUGCCCUUUGCGGCGGCUUGCCCGACGAUCGCGGGCAGCGUUACAAGGGUGUAUGCGACAAGGACGGCUGCGAUUUCAACUCCUACCGCAUGGGUGACCACAAGUUUAUCGGUGAGGGUCCAGAGUUCAAGGUGGACACAUCCAAGGUAAUCACCGUGGUGACGCAGUGGCUGACCAGCGACGGCACCGACGAGGGGCCCUUGUCAGAGAUCCGCCGCGUCUACGUCCAGGACAACAAGAUCAUUGAAAAUUCCAAGGCCAACAUCUUGACCGGCAGCGACGCCAAGGACGAUUCGGUCACAGACGAGUUUUGUUCGGCACAGAAGAAGCGCUUCGGUGACCCAGAUCAGUUCACCGAGAAAGGUGGACUCAAGACCAUGGGCGAGUCGUUCGACCGUGGCAUGGUACUCGUGUUGUCGCUGUGGGACGACUACCAGGCGCACAUGUUGUGGCUGGAUUCCCUGGCUGGAAAGGGCGGGCGCAACCGACCAGGCGUGUUGCGAGGCCCGUGUGGCAACACCACCGGCGUGCCGCAAGAGGUCAGAGCGAUGAGCGGCAGCGCGUCGGUCAAGUAUACCAACUUCAUGUAUGGCGAAAUCGGCUCCACUCUGGUUGCCAAGGCCAAGCCCGACGAGAUGCAGAAGGCGGACAAGAAGUACAAGGCCAUGUUAGCUCGCUUCUCUGCGCCACCGUUGCAGCCUGGACAGCAGCAGCAGCAACAACAGCAGCAGCUGCAGCAGCAACAACAGCAGCAGCUGCAGCAGCAGCUGCUGCAGCAGCAGCAGCAGCAGCAGCUCCAGCAGCAGGGCGCAGUGCAGCAGAUCUCCAGCGGUGCCGACCUCGAGGACGACAGCUCGCCGUUCGCGCCGCCCCCGGCGCAGCAGACGUCGCAGGCGGCCGCCAGCGGCUUUGGCAGCGACCCUUUGCACGCGAGCAUCGCGGACAACGCCCCUACCGCCAGCGCGAUCGCGGCCAGUGGCUGCCCUGACGGCGACCCCGUGCACUGCGCGAUGUACAAGUCUGCCAGCGCCUGCGACGACCCAGACCCGGUGCACUGCGCCGCGAUGCGGGCCUUCGGCGUCGGGCCCGGCGCCCCUCGCCCGGCGCCCGAGGCUGUGGCCGCGCCGCGGUGGGCCGGCGGCGCCGCACUGGGCGUGGCGCUGGUGGCGCUGGCGGCCUCGGCCGCCGUGGCGGCCCGCUGCAGCCGCGGGGGGGGCCGUCGGAUCGGCUGGGCGCUGGCGGAGGCCUCGGAGGACACUGGGGAGACCUGGAGCUGGAGGGCCUCCGCGUCAGGUAGCCCCCGCGGUGGGCGAGCGCGCCGGCGGCUGCGGGUCUGGGCAGAGCACAGAAUUCAAUGCCCGUGGGCUCCGGAGUGGUCCGUGGGCCUCAUCCUAGCAUUCUCGUCCUCGUUCUGGCCUCCUCGGCCUCAGUCUUCUCCUCCCCCCUUAUCAACCUCCUGCUCCUCCUCCUUUUCCACCUCCCCCGCGGCCCGCGUAUUGCAAUAAUUCGGCCCCCCCGCGGGCCCCGCGUCGGGGAUCCCCGGGGAGGCGGCCCCCGCUCACCCGCUUGCCGGGCCCGGUUGCGUCCUUCGCGCCGCGCGGCGUGUGGCGAGAGGGCUCGGCGCUUAGGAGGCGGCCCCUGGCCUCCGUCGAUAGAAGGAGGAGGAGGAGGACGAUGAGGAGGAGGAGGCGUCGGAGGUCUUGAGUUUUGGUCCUCGCUGCAUGUAGUUAGUUCACUCAGGCUUGGCUCUGCGGAAGCGCGAGCCAGUCGGCCUGGAUUUGGAAAGGUGCGUACAAUUAGGUGCGUUUCCCUUAUAUAAUCGCUAGCAGCCGUAGCGGCAAUGAUUGCGCCAGGGAUUAGUAGCUUUGACAGCCACUGCCAUGCGCGAAGAGAUGCUGGAAGGACUUUGCGAGGGAACGGCGUCUCAGCACAGUGUCGAGGCCAGGGAAAGGUGCAGCUCGACUAGCCAUGUGCCCGCGUGCUGCUUGAGAUACCACUGCGUCAUUGGUCACCAAUAUUGGUGCCACGUUCGCUCCGCAGUCUAGAUGUGCCUGUCGCAAGCAACAUGCGCAAGCGCGCGAAUGUAUGAUUGGUCUGGUAUGAUGGCAUACGUCGGUGAACACGGCUAGAUGCACUUCGAGUGGGUAGAAGUCUUUCUGUUCUUGCGCCUCUUUCGUCUCACUCCUGUCUUUCCUUGCUCCCCGCAUCCGUCUCCUCUCUCUCUCUCUCUCGCUCUCCCCUCAGUUCCCCUCCCCUUCCCCCCCUCCGCCAUCCACCUCCCCUUAUCCCCUUCCUCCCAAG